Messenger RNA from Durio zibethinus, 1705 nucleotides. Its product is annotated as 5-formyltetrahydrofolate cyclo-ligase, mitochondrial-like. The record is from RefSeq and is a predicted model, not a curated record. Gene Ontology annotation, biological process: tetrahydrofolate interconversion; folic acid-containing compound biosynthetic process. Gene Ontology annotation, cellular component: mitochondrion. Gene Ontology annotation, molecular function: 5-formyltetrahydrofolate cyclo-ligase activity. Lineage: Eukaryota; Viridiplantae; Streptophyta; Magnoliopsida; Malvales; Malvaceae.
UAAAUUCUAAAGUAGUACUUUGAAAACCAAAUAAUAGCUCAUUAUAACGUGGCGUUAUUUCAGUGGAUGAAUACAACCAGAUACGGGACAGCAACAUCAACCAACGGACAGCAGCCCACUAACGAUCUUGAAAUGGGCUCCAUCGAUUUCUAUCCAAACGGCAAGCUGCAAAGCAUGUUUCUUCACCGCAAAGCCACUAAGCUAAUCUGCAAGACAACAGAGGUGGCGCAAGUUGCCCACCUGUGCAUGAUUGCCUCCCCAACCAUCCGCUGCUCCGCCGCUAACGUAAGCCGUACAAUGGUCACCAUGAACAAAGACCGCGUUGUAAUCGAUCCCCAUGAACUGGAAGCCAUAUUCGAACAAAAACGAUCUCUUAGAUCCAAAAUACGCAAAGCUCUAAAAAACAUGGAUCCAAUCCAGAGAUCUCAAGAAGAUAAUGCAAUUCAGAAUAUUGUUCUUGAAUCUUCAUGGUUCAAAGCUAGUAAGAGCUUAUCUGCAUACAUAAGUUCUCCCGCUUUACGCGAAGUCGAUACUUCAAGGAUUAUCUCCGAAGUUUUGUCAAGUCCUGCCAAUGAGAGGAAGAAGCUUUAUGUUCCACGUGUGGAGGACAGGAAAAGCAACAUGAAAAUGCUGAUGAUAUCCAGUGUUAAUGAUCUCAUUGAAAAAUCAAUGAACAUCUUGGAACCAGCCUUAGUAGAUUCUGAUGGGAACGAACGAGAAGACGCUAUGCAGGCAAGUGAUCCAGUCGACCUGUUUAUAUUACCUGGGCUUGCAUUUGACAAAUCCGGAAGUCGUUUGGGCCGAAGUGGGGGUUACUAUGAUUUGUUCCUGAAGAGCUACCAAGAGCUCACAAAGGAGAGGAGAUGGAAGCAGCCCCUCCUUGUUGCACUUUCAUAUUCUGUGCAAAUUAUUGGGGAAGGACCAAUACCUGUUACUCCCUUCGACAUUCCCGUGGAUGCUCUUGUAUCACCAACUGGUUUUACUGCAAUAAGCUCAGCUGCUUUGAGAUGUGACUGAGCAAAGCAUCUCUUUUCUGUGGCAUAAGCUGGUAUCUAAUGAAAAUGAAGUAUGGUCAGCAUAAUAAAUUGGUGAAUUUUGAAUGGGAAUAUAUUAUUUCAUUUUUCUUAUCAUUGGAAGGAAACUCGAUUGAAUGGGCACAAAUCUUGAUCGUGGUAAUCGCAUAAUGGAAAAUAGUUUGGAUCAGGGUGUUUUUCAUGCUUGGAAAUUUAAACUUAUGCUAUUUCUGAAUUAUGAUGCUGUUGAAAGCAUUAGUCUGGCUGCUUCGUGUAUAGCUAGAAAAUCUAAUCAAUUGUAACAGGAGAGAAUCAUGAUAGACAACCACAGUCAACAGAACUGGGACAUUCUUCAAGAAGCUUGCACUCAAGAUUCUUUCCAUGCUGCCUUUGAAGUGGUGUUUUUAUAUUGUUUCUGCUGCUUAGGGGCUGUUGGCACCAUGAAUUGUUUUACUAAGACAAAAUGUUGCACCAAUGAAAUUUUUGUAUGUUUCCUAGGCUCAUAUGCUCUUUUUUUUUUUUGUUUUUUUUUUUAAUAAAGUCAUGUCUGGUUAGGAAUUUGUAUGUUCAACACUGGCAAUGAGGAACCAUUUAUCUUGCACUUCUAAAGAUGUGUUGAGUCAUUCCUGCAAAUCCCAUUAAUUUCCAGCGCAAGGGAAAUUACAAUGCCUGAUCCAAGUGCCAUAAUAUGC